AGAGAGCGUAAGGCUGUAACCAUAGUAACGAAACAACUGCUCGGGUUGAGCAACCGAAUCAAUCACUAUACUACCACGUGAUCGAGGAUCGGAUUAGUCACAACGCGGUUUACAUACUCCAGGCUUCCAUUACAGCUGACCAUGCUGACUGGCUUCAUCACUGCAAUACGUGUGGUCACUUACUGCCAGCAUCACUAGUGAUAUCGAGACCUCUGCCUUAAACCGUGUUUCCGGCGAGUAUUAUCUUUGAACACAGGUCUUCUUCCCGUGUGUAUGUUGAGCUUUAAUAGUGUCCCCGCAUCGAUUUCUGCGGACGUGACUACGACCGAAGUUCAAGGGCCAAAAUUGCUUUUGGAAAGUGGUUUGUAAUGAGCCAGUUAUCAAGGUCACUUGUAUCCCAAGAAGUCUCCAGUCAGCGUGAGUUCGUAACUGUUGUAUCAGGAUAUAAAGCUGAACUCAACAUGGCUGAGGAUGACAGCAUCCAUCCGCCAGAGACGGCGACCGAGGAUGAUCAAUUCUAUUUGUCCAUUGCGGCAAUAGUAGCCAGUAAGUCGAAGCUGACGGAAAAAGUUGGCGCGGUCUUGGUAAACGAUAAAAGGAAAAUCGUUGGCUACGGUUAUAACGGAUCGCCACUUAACCAUCCCACUCCUGGACCCAUUGUGGUGGACGCGCACACGAAUGCAAUUAUUUUCGCGACUGCGCCUCUUGAAGGUACUACUAUGUACACAACACACUUUCCGAACGCAGCGGCUGCUGCGCAUGUAGCACAAGCUGAGAUCAAACAAAUUAGAUGUCUCCAUCAUCAACACGGACCGUCCAAUCAGUUGCCUUCUCCAGAUAUCGGCAAAAUACUUAGCAGUAGUCGAGUAUAUUUUGCUAUCGUUCGUCUACAGAAUCAACAUGUUACCAUUAAUUUUGCGGACUUCGGGCGUGUCGAGCCGGAUGAAGUGAUGGCACAACCACAAGAAUAGGAUAUCAAUAAGGCUACGACAAAACAAAGGAAUUAAUGGAAUAAAUAAACGAGACUAUUAAAAACCGCAUAUAAACAGAAGUGGUGCGUAAACGUAGGCAAGAAUUGAUAAGACUAGGCUUUAUUAAUUCUUGAUGUAGGUAAAUUACUUAACGAUACAGUUUUCAUUUAGGAUGGUGAUAUAGGCCUAUGAUAGUACUCCAUUUCACGAAAAACAUGGCACUCUUGAGUUUUGGUUGUUUCGCACACAGAAAAUGAAAUAUUUGAUUAAAAUGGUAUAGUUUUAUCUGAGGAUUAGAUAGUGAGGCAUAUUCUCUACGUUUUUCUCAUAAUCACAAAAUACAGUACUCAAAUCGACACAAACAGAAAAUUCAUAAAACCAAAUCGUCAUUUAUAAAACCAAGUAUAAUCGUCUGGUUGGCCCACUUUUAAUCAAAUAUUUGAUUUUCUGUGCGAAAAAACAAAAACUCGGAGCGCCAUGUUUUUCGUGAAAUGGAGUACUAUUACAGUAGGGUCAUGAACCAUUCAAACAUUCUUAUCAAACUCUCAGGAAACCUCGCGCUCAGAGGCAGCGGUUCUUCAGUUUCAAAUAGUAUUACCUUUUUAUCUCAAGCUCUCAAUAUACCCAGGGACACACUUCAUCUCAAUCCUUGUGCCAUUCAUAAUGUAUACAUGCCUGACGAUGACCUUCGUCGGCGGGCGCGUGCCAUACGUGAGUUCGCCGAGUACAGGGAUGCUAACCCAGCAGAAAGAGAACAAGUCAAUAAUAUACUUCACUUCUUGUGUUUAUUAUAAUAUCAUUAUUUCUCACCUGAUUUCUCCUGUGUGCGGUAUAGGUUUUUAUGUUGUGUGUUUUGUUGUUUUUUGUUUGCACCAUUCUUUGCUUAUGUUCACACCAAUUAUAAUUGUCCUGUGUAUUUAUCUGUGACAUGUCACGAAUAAAGUAUCUAUCUAUCUAUCUAUUAUAGGCCUCUAUCAUCAUCCUAGGUGAAAUAUGUGUUAUAGUACAGCGGUGCGCAUGCUCAGCCCUGUAUAGUGACGUCACAUUUAUGACAGCCAAUGUGAAUUCAGUUAUGCUUACAUGUCGAAUUUGCUAUGGGGUGCUAAAACUUGUAUCGACGUGUAUAAAUAGCUCUUCAUCCAUCACUCGAUCAAUCGAUAUGAAUUCCCUUUGUUUUAAAGUUUAAUAUGAGUUGCAUUUCAUUGAAAAAUAUCCUGAUUUUCCAAUAUUAGCCUAAUGUAAAGGCAGUCAUUUUGUUACCUACACUAUAACAAAAAUAAACCACCAUGAAGCUGUGUUUUCUGAUAUUCACUGAUAAGUGAAACGUAUAAUUGCUUUGUCAGGAUAAAAUCCAUUGCUUUAUCUGGUAUAAUUUUUGCUUAUUUUCAACUUUAUUCAAUGAUAAUGGCGUGAUGUUUUUCAUCAUCUUGACCCUUAAUGUAUUGACAUUGCUGAGCUUUCAGACAAGGCGCGUCAAUGGGGCGGAGGCUACGGGGACAAUGCUGCUGGAAGUUCAGUAUGUUUUUCAUUGGCCACCCAAAUUCUUAAACAUUAAAACAGUAAAACAACUAGUAGUUUCUAUUGCGCGAACUGUGAGUUUAGUACAAAAUAGUAGUGAGACUAACCAUUGAUUAAUGAAAAAUAUCCAUUAAAUUGUUAAGAAUAACUAAAUGUCGAUAAUUAGAGCCACUAUUUUCACAGUCGCUGCUAUAGGAACUAUCAGAGUAGUAAGUAAAAAAUUACUAUGAAAUAGUAAUUAUCAUUAAUCAAUUUCAAGAGUGAUGGAUGGACAUGUAUGGACAUGUACUCUACUUGUGUUUGGAACACAGUUUUUCUAUACGCGUUGUUGUAUUAUGAAUGUUUUUAGGUAAAAUAUUUAAGGACCCCGUAACUCGGUUUAAAUUUGGUCAGCCACGAGACUGAGGACCACGCACAUUGCGUGAGGAGACAACCAAUUAUGUAAUUUCGGGAAUCGAGAAAUAAACUGUUGA
Lineus longissimus is the source of this 2962-nucleotide messenger RNA. RefSeq names its product deoxycytidylate deaminase-like. The record is from RefSeq and is a predicted model, not a curated record. The transcript has 6 exons. NCBI's taxonomy places the organism in Eukaryota, Metazoa, Nemertea, Pilidiophora, Heteronemertea, Lineidae. Gene Ontology annotation, molecular function: catalytic activity. The coding region runs from base 369 to 971 and encodes 200 amino acids.